AUGCUCCUCGCCUGUCUUGCCCGGCGCUUUGAUGCCGCGUUUUACUGCAAUUGCCUUCUCAAUGCUAAUUGCGACAAUGUAGCCUCGACCGUGGUGAUCUCAAACACCCUCCCCCUCGAUAUACGUAACGGACACAGUCCUAUACGCUCUCCGUCUGCGUACGGGCUGCACGAUAAUGUUUCCAUGCCAGAUGCGCCUAGUGAUGGCGAGAUGUUCCCUACCAAUGUCGAAACUAUGGACGACUCCGAUGCCUCUCACGAAUCCAUGGAUGCCGAAGAGCUAGCUUCGGCAAACGACGACGAUGACGAUGAUGAGAGCGUCAACGGCGUCGAUGCUGGGAUGAACUCACACCAUUCUUCCGAUGACGAAAGCAUUGGAGCUUCGGAAGACGCGGCUGGCGAGGAUGUUGCAGAUUUCACGCUGGAUAACGGCGUGGACGCCCCUCCGUCAGAGAUGUUUUCGUCCUCGCCGGGCUCCAAACGGGGAUUGAAACGUAAAUCAUCCGUCGAUGAAGAGGAAUAUAUCAGAAACAACCCUGCUCUCUAUGGCCUACGACGGAGUGGACGCGCUCGCCCAACUCGACGUUUAGGUCAAGAUUCCUCUGGCUCAGACUCGGAUGUCGCCCCACCCCCAAAACGACGGCGGCCUGGCCGUACCUCUGACCGUCCUUCACCAGUCCAGAUGCCUGAUUCAUCGUCAGACUCUGAUAGCGACGCCUAUGAAGGCCCUCGUCGCAGCCGUCAGGGGAAAAAACACCGCCGGAAUACCCAAAAUACUAAAGACACCUUUCUUCCGUCGCACGGCGAAGUUCGCUUCUCAACACGGCGGGCAAAUAAAGUCUGCAACUACAACGAAGAGAGUGACGACCACAUGUUUGAAGACGAAUAUGAGGAAGGGACUCCCGGAGACUGGACCUAUACCGUGGAUGACACCACCCCAGCCAUCGACAAGAUCCUUUAUCAUCGCUUCAAGGAAGACGUUGAUCUCUCGAAGCCUGACCUAGGCCGCCGCGACUGCGAAUACUACACCAAAUGGCAGGGGUUGGCGCAUUACCAUGCCACAUGGGAGACCGUCGACACUCUCGCUCACUGUCGUGGCGUCCGGCGUCUAGAUAACUAUAUCCGGAGGGAGAUAGAACAAGAGAUCCUUUUCAUGAGAGACCCGGAUGUCAUCCCGGAGGAGCGAGAGAAAUGGAACCUUGACCGCGAACGAUAUAUAGAGAAAAUUGAUCAUUUCAAACAGGUGGAGCGUGUCAUUGGCUCCCGUGAAGUCGAUGGCGGCACCGAAUAUUACAUUAAAUGGAAACGGUUACCCUAUGAUGGCUGUACCUGGGAAGAUGGCAGCCUCAUCAGCACCAUAGCCCAAAGCCAGAUCGAUGGCUACCUAGACCGCUGCUCCCACCCUCCUCUCUCCUCCCGAACUGAGACAAACCCUGCAACUCGCUCCAAAUUCGAACCAAUACAUGGCAACCCGGACUUUAUACAAAAUGGCCAACUCAAGGAAUUCCAAGUCAAGGGUGUCAACUUUCUCGCCUAUAACUGGGUCCGUGGCCGUAAUGUUGUCCUUGCUGAUGAAAUGGGACUGGGCAAAACGGUUCAGACCGUGGCGUUCAUAAACUGGCUGCGACAUGUCAGGCAGCAACAAGGCCCAUUCAUUGUCAUUGUUCCAUUAAGUACCAUGCCGGCUUGGAGUGAGACGUUCGAUCACUGGACUCCCGAUGUGAACUACAUUGUCUACAGUGGUCCAGAGCCUGCUCGACGAAUCAUCAAAGACUAUGAACUCUUGAUAGAUGGCAAUCUGAAGCGUCCUAAAUUUCAUGUUCUUCUUACGACUUACGAAUACGUUCUCCAAGAUGCAAGCUUCCUAAGCCAAAUCAAGUGGCAGUUCAUGGCUAUUGAUGAGGCACAUAGACUGAAAAACCGUGAUUCACAAUUAUAUGCCAAACUACUCGAUUUCAAGUCGUCCUGUAGGUUGCUCAUAACAGGGACACCUGUUCAGAAUAAUCUCGGGGAACUUUCUGCAUUGAUGGACUUCCUUAAUCCCGGUGUUAUUGAGAUUGACGAGAACAUGGACCUGAACUCCGAAGCUGCUAGUGCGAAGCUGGCCGACUUGACACAAGCCAUUCAACCCUAUAUGCUCCGGCGAACCAAAUCAAAGGUCGAGAGCGAGCUCCCACCAAAGUCUGAAAAGAUCAUUCGUGUCGAACUCUCUGACGUCCAGCUCGAAUUAUACAAAAAUAUCUUGACCAAAAACUAUGAUGCACUUAAUCAUGGUGGUAGAGGACCAAAACCCUCGCUGCUCAAUAUCAUGAUGGAGUUGAAAAAGGCCAGCAACCACCCGUUUAUGUUUUGGGGCGCUGAAGACCAGGCGGGAGGUAGCACAAGGCGAGAAGACCAGCUGAAAGCUCUCGUCACUAGCAGUGGGAAAAUGAUGGUACUCGACCAACUCCUUACCAAACUGAAGAAUGAUGGCCAUCGUGUUUUAAUUUUCAGUCAAAUGGUAAGGAUGUUAAAUAUAUUGGCAAGUUAUAUGGACGCCCGUGGCUUCAAUUACCAGCGUCUGGACGGCACAAUCGCCGCCGGCCCACGUCGUCUUGCUAUCGAGCACUAUAACGCUCCUGGUAGUACUGACUUUACCUUCUUGCUCUCUACACGUGCUGGUGGCCUUGGUAUCAACCUGAUGACAGCCGACACAGUGAUUCUAUUCGAUUCAGACUGGAAUCCCCAAGCUGAUCUGCAGGCAAUGGCAAGAGCUCAUCGUAUAGGGCAAACUAAGCCUGUCAGCGUGUAUCGUCUAGUCUCCAAGGACACCGUCGAGGAAGAGGUAUUGGAACGAGCUAGGAAUAAGCUCCUACUAGAGUUUAUCACCAUCCAAAGAGGUGUGACGGACAACGAAGCCACUAACCUCAAGGACAAACUCGUUCGUGCCGGCCACCAAGUAGCCGAACCAACCUCUUUCGAAGACAUAUCUCGGAUUCUCAAGCAACGCGGACAACGAAUGUUCGAGCAAUCCGACAACCAGAAGAAACUUGAGGAGCUUGAUAUUGAUGCCGUUCUUGCCAAUGCCGAAGAACAUAAGACUGUCGAGGAAGACGCGAUCGAGGUUAGCGGAGGAAUUGACUUUAUCAACGAAUGUCAAUAUGUUGAUGUCAAGUUUGACGAUCUUUCAUGGGAUGACAUCAUUCCAAAGGAAUAUCUAGAGAAGGUCAAGGCAGAGGAAGAAUUAGAAGCUCGAAGGAAGCCUCCAAAAGAGGAACCUGACGAAAACGCUACGCCAAAUGUCGGCAUCAAUGAUGAACGUGAGGAGCGCAAAGCUAAACGACGAGCUCGCCAACAAGUGAACAUAGAUGCCGAUGCCCUAUCUGAUGCCGAAGGCCCAGAUCCAAGCGAGCCCCUGAACGAAAAAGAGUACCGACAUCUCAUUCGCGCGUAUCUCAGAUAUGGGGAUAUGAAAGAGCGUGAGGAAGACAUUAUCAAGGAAGCACGUCUCACAAAUCGGGAUCUCAAUGUCGUAAAAGAUGCUCUCAAUGAAGUCAUUGACAAGGCCACCGCCCUCGAGCAAGAAGAAAGCAAUAGAAUCCGUGCUCUCGAACGUGAGGGUAAGAGCUUCACUAAAAAGGAGCGAAAGGCAAUUCUUUUUGACCACAAGGGCGUAAAACGCAUAAACGCGGAGACCAUCGUCGGGAGACCGGCGGAAAUGCGUCUUCUUCGAGAAGCUACCUCCAAUCUUCAAGAUAUAACCAGCUUCCGCAUUCCGGAGGCCACCAAGGGCGCAGACUACUCUUGCUCUUGGGGUGCUCGAGAAGAUGGGAUGCUUUGCCUGGGUAUUGCACGCCAUGGCUACGGAGCAUGGACGCAAAUUCGUGAUGACCCUGAGCUAGGUCUGGAGGAUAAAUUUUUCCUUGAUGAACACAGAGUUGACCGCAAACAAGAAAGGCUGAACGGUAAGGGUGAAGGGUCGAAGUCUCCUGGAGCCGUACACCUGGUUCGAAGGGCGGACUACCUCAUAUCUGUGCUGAAGGCUAAAGCUAGCAAUGGAACAAGCUCUGCGGCAAGGAAGGCUCUAGAGAACCACCACCGCAACAACAAAAAGAACAACGCACGAAAUACACAUAGAACUGUUUCCGCAUCCCCUGCCCCAUCUAUUCCGCGAAAGGGUAGAGAAGCUGAAAAACCAAGACGCCGCAUGCAAAAUCGCGGCAGCCGUGAUAGUGCCGAUGGAUCUCAUACUCCCUUACGAGAACGCGAUCACCGAAAACCUGCAGAUGCUGAUAAAGCACGCAGACAUUCUAAGGAGGAAGCACCACAGCGUCGUCGUAGUGAUGAUCGCAAUGUGGCCACGCCAACUGGCGGUGACAACAUGCUUAGGAGCAUCUUCAAACCGAUCCGUGAGCAUUUGAGGCGAGUGUCCCAGGUCACCAAGGAAAGCAUCCCAAGCAAGCCAGAGCGAGCUGCCGAACUUCGCCGAUUACUUCGAAUGAUUGGUGAUUUUAUUCGCGGUAUCCUUGACGGUGAAGAGGCACGAGCCUCGCUUGAAGGGAGACUAUGGGACUAUUGUGCGGCUUACUGGCCGAAUAAAGGGACUCCAGGAAGUGCACUUCUCAACAUGUAUAGCCGCCUAGUGGCCGCCGAGAAGGGCACCGAAGCCUCAAAUUAG
Messenger RNA from Arthroderma uncinatum, 4656 nucleotides. RefSeq names its product chromodomain helicase hrp3. The transcript has 2 exons. Gene Ontology annotation, molecular function: DNA binding; histone binding; ATP hydrolysis activity. NCBI's taxonomy places the organism in Eukaryota, Fungi, Ascomycota, Eurotiomycetes, Onygenales, Arthrodermataceae. The record is from RefSeq and is a predicted model, not a curated record. Gene Ontology annotation, cellular component: nucleus; chromatin. Gene Ontology annotation, biological process: nucleosome organization; regulation of transcription by RNA polymerase II. Bases 1 to 4656 code for a protein of 1551 amino acids.